Messenger RNA from Parnassius apollo (apollo), 538 nucleotides. The record is from the annotation of a GenBank genome assembly. Lineage: Eukaryota; Metazoa; Arthropoda; Insecta; Lepidoptera; Papilionidae.
AUGAUUGUGUCUCGAACGCAACUAGUGCUGAUAUUUGCUCUACUACAUUAUCGAGCCGAAAGUCAACAGGAAGUGCUUAUUGAAGAAUCGCUAGACGUAGAGUCGGUACAAGGGCCGACGGGCGGGCGAGUGGAGUUGCCUUGCGACGUGAGUCCAGCUCUCUCUGCAGACAAAGUUGGCCUCGUUAUAUGGUAUAAGCAAGGCCACGAAACACCAAUAUAUUCAUUAGACGCACGAGAGGGCAUAACGUCUCAAUGGUCCGAUCCUUCCACCCUGGGUAAUCGAGCAACUUUUCGGACGAAUACGACCCCCGCUGUUCUGGUGUUAAACAAACUGAGGCCAGAAGACAGCGGCCAGUACAGAUGUCGGGUAGACUUCAUAAAAUCUCCGACUAAGAACACAAGACUCAACCUCACAGUGCUUAUUCCACCAGAUCAACUGAUUAAUAUAGGUGAAGGCAAUGAUAAAGUGCACGGGAAUAUACUUGGACCUUACGACGAAGGAGCAGAAGUGAAUUUAACCUGCAUAGCUGUUGGAG